UUAUAUCAAUUUCUGUAUCAAUUUCCACUUUCUUCAUCUUCCUCUCUAAUUAUUUGUCUCUCCAAAUCUCACACCAAAACGCUCACACUCUUUCAGAGGCUCUUCAAAUUCCUUUUCCUUUUCAACCCCGAUCGCCACAACCACCAUCACCGCCACCGCCGCCACCUCUACCAGCUGUCACUUCCUUCCUAGAAGUUUCAAUCUCUAUAUCCCCACCAAAUCAAUACUUCACUCUUUCAUUCUGCCUCCAUUCCCAUCUUAAAUCGUGAUCCCAUCUUCCUCCAUUAUCAAAGGAGAAAAAAAAACCUGCCCGUCAAAGAUCUAAACUUUAAUAGUCUUAUUUUUGUACCACUCUUUUUCCUUAUUACACAAGUAUCGGUUUUACAUUUUUUACAGCUCCAUUUUAACUUUUAUACAAGAGGGUUUCGCUAGUUUUCUUUGAAAAACCAUUUUUAAAUUUUUUUUUUUUUGUUCUAAUUAUGAAAAAUACUACGGGAAGGGGGAGAGGGGAGAGAGAUGAGGGAGAGAAGUACAUGGGGUUACUGAAACUAGUACAAAUUUUAUCAUUUUUAGUUGUUUUUGUAGCAGGAAUUAUUAUAGGACUAGCAACAAGUUCACACAUGAACCAGUUUUUCACAUCACAGUCUUUGUUAUUUUCAACCAAUCGUUUCUCAGCAAUUUCUCAAUCGAGUAUGGAACAAAAUUGCUCAGUAGUUCAGACUUGUGAGGACAUUGAUUACUCGAGGUUUGAGAAGUUUAUUCAUCCUGAAAAACUGAGCCAUAAAUUGUCAGACGAUGAGCUCUUGUGGAGGGCUUCAAUGGUGCCUUAUAGGGAAGAUGAAUACCCUUUUCAGAGAACUGUUAAAGUGGCUUUUAUGUUCUUGACAAGAGGGCCAUUGCCCAUGUUGCCUCUGUGGGAGAAAUUUUUUAAAGGGCACGAGAAGUAUUUUUCGAUUUAUGUUCAUGCUCUUCCUGGCUACAAGCAUGAAGUUUCCAAAGAUUCUCCCUUUUAUGGAAGGCAAAUCCCAAGUCAGAAUGUUGACUGGGGAACAGUUGAAAUGGUUGAUGCUGAGAGGCGGCUUCUAGCCAAUGCCCUACUAGACUUUUCAAAUGAGCGGUUUGUUCUUUUAUCUGAGAGCUGCAUCCCAGUCUAUAACUUCCAGACUGUCUACAAAUAUCUCACUGGUUCUGCCCAUAGCUUUGUUGAGUCAUAUGAUAGUCCCUCCCGUUAUGGGCGUGGCCGCUACAGCCGCAGGAUGCGUCCCGAUAUCAAGAUCUAUCAGUGGCGGAAAGGAUCUCAAUGGUUUGAAAUGCAUCGAAAGGUUGCGAUAUAUGUGGUCUCAGAUGUCAAGUAUCUUUCCAUUUUCAGGAAAUACUGUAAGCCAGCCUGCUAUCCUGAUGAGCAUUACAUCCCAACUUACCUGAACAUAUUCCAUGGAUCACUAAAUGCAAACCGGAGUGUAACUUGGGUUGACUGGUCACUCGGGGGCCCACAUCCGGCAACAUAUGGGGCAGAAAAUAUAACGGAAGGUUUUAUAAAAUCCAUAAGGAACAAUAAUGGCUCAUUGUGUUCAUAUAAUGAGGAGCAAACAACCAAGUGCUAUCUCUUUGCUAGGAAGUUUGCUCCAAGUGCACUAAAACCCUUGCUCAAUCUCAGCUUCACAGUGAUGGAUUUUUGAAAAGCCAUCGGCGUGGGGAUUUUCGGUUUUUAUGAAUCUAGAGAGCUUUUCUCAUGGCUCAUAAAUUUUGUUAGGUUGAAUUGAUCUCUUUGUUUCUUUUUUUAACGAAGUGUACAGGUUUGUGUAGAGAGAUUUGAGUUCAGGAUUACCAUGUAGACAUUGCUACUGUAUUGGCAAAUUUUGAGAGAAAUUAUUGUGAAGAAUAUAAACAUUAGUAUAGAAAUUUGACUUCUUUUUAUUGUUCCUCAAGUGCAAUGUCUCAUUGUCUUGUUGUAGAACAUGUAUUUUUUAUAAUCAAAAUGAUCGAUCUCAUCAAUGGCUCUUCAAAUCA
Molecule: messenger RNA, 2010 nt
Organism: Mangifera indica (mango)
Lineage: Eukaryota; Viridiplantae; Streptophyta; Magnoliopsida; Sapindales; Anacardiaceae
Product: glycosyltransferase BC10
Exons: 2
Coding region: 480-1679 (399 amino acids)
Cellular component (GO): membrane
Molecular function (GO): glycosyltransferase activity
Source: RefSeq, a predicted model, not a curated record